CACUACCAAAGCCCAGAAAAGGAAAAGCUGCACCAGUCUGGUUAGAUUCUGGGCUUCAAGGGAAAGACAAUGUCUCUCAAAUCUGCUUCCACAGGACAAAGAAUCUAUACAUCUGCCAGCUUCUUGGGUCUCACUGAAAGUUAGAUGUUAUUCUUCAAUCCACUCAUGUGGAAAAAGGAGAAUGUCUUGAGGAUCCACUUCAAAGGUUCCGAUCGCACACUUCGCAUCGCCCGAUCCCUUCUUCCUGGCCGUCCCCAGAGGUGCCAAAAGGACCACUUUAUCUUCUCUGAAUAUCAAAGACAUGGCUGUAGGAAAAAGUUGCCUAUCAGAGAGAGAGAUACUUUGCUUGCAUCUGCACAAAAAGAACACAAGACUUUGCUUCAUUGGCUUCUGUUCACAUGCUACAAAAACAAACAAGCAUUGCCAAGUAGGCAGACGGCAGUUGCCGCCAGGGAUUUCAGAGGAUGGAGAAUCUAAUCAAGCAGAGAAGAGAAAGGUUUUCGGGCCCAAAGCAGGAAGAGUUCAGCGGGAGCAGACAAACUAGCGUGGUGCAGCAACAAACGGAUUCUUCGAAAGGAGAUCAGAAGACACAGAACCGGUUCACCAGGCAGUUUUCCGGCCCAAUGAGUUGGGAUUAUGACUAUGGAGACAGCGAGUAUGCAAGUGCAGUCGCAGCCGCUGCAUUUGCCAUAUGCUCCCUUGAAGAAACUGAGGUAGGAAAGCGAGCAAAGACAAGAGACGACUUUGCGUCCUCCCGAAGUAAGAUUAAGAGCAACAAGGUCGACAUCAAGACGGGACCAACAACUGCCGGGAAAGUAACCAGGCAAUCUUCAAACGUGGAAGCAGAAGCUUCCGAGAGAAAGAUGCCAUCUACUUCCAUUACUCCGAAACCGAAGGAGAAUCCAUCAAAACAUAGUAGAAAGGUAGCUAAAGCAGAUGCCUGGGAGAGAGCUCAGAUUGAAAUGAUCAGGAAGCGGCAUGAGAAUAUGAAGUCCAGCAUUUUUGCAUGGGAGAAUGAGAAGAAAACAAGAGCCAAACGUUCUUUCGAAAGGAAAAGGAAUGAGCUCGAGCAGAGAAGGUCAAGAAAUCAACAGCAUUACCAAUAUAAGGUAGCAAGAAUUGAUCAGAUCACACGCGAAGCAAGGGCACAAGCAGAGGAGAAAAGAAGAACUGAAGAAUCUCGAGUUAAGGAGAAGGCAAAGAGGAUCAGAUCAGGAGAAGCUCCUGUCACAUGUUUCUGCUUCUAAGUCCUCUUAAUAUGCACAACAAGAUUCACUUGUGGAUUGAUUAUAAGCCAGUCCUUCACGUAUUGGUUGGUAGUCUCAAUUGUAUUCUACAAAGUUUGAACUCUAAUGCAGAAUAGUAAAUC
Molecule: messenger RNA, 1369 nt
Organism: Rhodamnia argentea
Lineage: Eukaryota; Viridiplantae; Streptophyta; Magnoliopsida; Myrtales; Myrtaceae
Exons: 6
Coding region: 465-1247 (260 amino acids)
Source: RefSeq, a predicted model, not a curated record